Molecule: messenger RNA, 3471 nt
Organism: Elgaria multicarinata webbii
Lineage: Eukaryota; Metazoa; Chordata; Lepidosauria; Squamata; Anguidae
Gene: SCAMP3
Product: secretory carrier membrane protein 3
Exons: 9
Coding region: 105-1148 (347 amino acids)
Biological process (GO): protein transport
Cellular component (GO): recycling endosome membrane; trans-Golgi network membrane
Source: RefSeq, a predicted model, not a curated record
CCCAGCAGCCAAUGGGCGCGGAGGGUCUCCGCGGCAGGCAAAGCAAGCAGACGCAGUAGAACCCUUCGCGGAGGGAGGGAGAGAGAGAGAGAGAACGGGCAGGCAUGGCCCUGAACGACGGGGGAAACCCCUUCCAGGGGGACCCGGGGAAUCCCUUCCAGGACCCUGCUGUCAUCCAGCACAAGCCGAGUUCGGAGUAUGCCACCCUGGACGUCUACAACCCUUUUGACAACCCAGGGCAGCUUCCGCCUCCGUUUGAGUCCUCCACGCAGAAUGUUCCGCCGCCGCCGCCCACCCCAGCUGCUGCCUUGCAGCCCCCCAGAAAACCAAGCCCCACAGAGCCCAGGAAUUAUGGCUCCUACGGGACUCAGGAGUCAACCGCAGCGGCCACCGCUGAGCUGUUGAAACGGCAGGAGGAGCUGAACCGCAAAGCAGAGGAGCUGGACCGGAGGGAGCGCGAAUUGCAGAACGCCGCUCUGAGCGGUGGAGCAGCCAGACCGAACAACUGGCCCCCGCUGCCUUCCUUCUGUCCUGUGAAGCCGUGUUUCUAUCAGGAUAUUCCUAUGGAGAUUCCCGUCGACUCCCAGAAAACGGUCACUGUCAUGUACUACCUCUGGAUGGCCAGCACUGUGACGCUCUUCUUCAACUUCCUGGCGUCACUGACCUGGUUCUGUGUGGAUGCCAAUGGCGGCUCAGGCUUUGGCCUCUCCAUCCUGUGGGCACUGAUCUUCACACCGUGCUCCUUCCUUUGCUGGUAUCGGCCCAUGUACAAGGCCUUCAGGAGUGACAGCUCUUUCAACUUCUUCCUCUUCUUCUUCAUCUUCUUUGCGCAAGACGUGAUGUAUGUUUUCCAGGCCAUCGGCAUCCCUGGUUCGGGAUUCAGUGGUUGGAUUAUGAGCCUCACGGCACUGAAACAGAAUACCGGGGUGGCCAUCUUCAUGAUGCUGGUGGCCAUGCUCUUCACGGCAAUUGCUGGGCUUGGCAUCUUCAUGCUGAAACGGAUCCACUCCCUCUACCGCCGCACGGGCGCCAGCUUCCAGAAAGCUCAGGAGGAGUUUGCCGCCGGGGUGUUCUCCAACCAAACCGUGCGCACGGCAGCGGCCAACGUGGCCACCGGGGCAGCGACCAACGCCUUCCGAGCCCCGUAAAGUGUGUUUGGGGAUGUUGGCCACUGCUCUUCCUUUGGCCCCUUUCUCACGAGGGGCAGCUUCAACUGAAAAACCAAGUUGCACUUUUCCCUCUGUCGUCGGAAGUCCUUCCUGUGUGCUGAUUUUAGAAGGCUGCGCUGCUCCCUCCCUCUAUACUUUCUUCUCCCCACAUCCGAGAUUCAGCAUAGAAUCGACUCUGCUGUCACAUCCCAUGCAACCACUGCCUGCUGCAAGAACGACCGCUUCGUCUCCCCAGAACUGAAGAGGAGAGGCGGUUUCUGACUCCCUUUCCUCUUCCCCACACCAGGAGUUGCGGAGAACGGAGCAGCUCACCGUAUACCUUGCCCGUGACUUUUGCUAGAGCCUUUUUGCACUUGCACUCUGCCUCUGAUUUAGCCUGGGCAGGGAGUGGCAGACACCUCCACCUCCUCCCUUUCCAUUUCCUGUGGCUUUAUAUAAGCUACAGCAGUGAACAGCCGGGUGAAUCCCCAGCUGUGUCCUCCUAGAAUCUUCCUGGUACGGCUGCCGUGUCUUUUUACUGGCAGGGGCUCUUUGGCCGUUCACAUCUGCCUGACAGGUGGAACAUCAGCCGACGUGCCCUUUUUCACCCCUGGCGCAGGGGAUGCAGUGGCAAGGAAAUGGGCACCUGUUGAAUAUCUGCCUGUUGACGGAUGCUGCAGCCCUGCUCGGAGGAAGCCUGGUGGACCCAGUUGCUGGGGAACAUGGGUUGGAGGGUGCUGUUGCACCUUGUCUUGCUUGUUCAUCCCUGGCCGAUGGCUGGUCGGCCACUGUGUGAACAGUGUGCUGGACUAGAUGGACCCUUGGUCUGAUCCAGCAGGGCUCUUCUGAUGCUUUUAUGACCCAUUCCCUUGCAUGCGUGAUGUUGCCGGCUGCUUGACAGGAAUGGGAAAACAAUCUCUUUGCCUCUUCUUCUCCCCAUUUACCCAUUUGAUCCCCCCCCCCCCGGAGGUAGCCUCAGUUGUUCCACUUAUUUUGGUUCCCUUUGUGGCAGCUCCGUAGUUUAAGAGCUCUGGGUCAUCCCAUUGGGGUAGCGAAGAGAAGAGAUGCUGGGUGAUUUUGGCAGUCCUUGUUAUUGAUGAAUUGUGCCCUUUGAGUCCCCUUUACCCCAUGCUUUAGGCUGCCCCCCCCGCGGUGUUUAGUAGGGUGUUCUGCCGGUGCUGGCCACUGGGGGUGGUGUUGACCUACGUAAACAACUGCCUUAUUCAUACUGGGAUUAACACUUGUGUUUUUUUGCUCUGUUAAAGGCUUGCGUGUAACACCGGAUCGAUCUCCGUAGCUCCUGCGAUGGCUUGCGUGGGCUACUUUAGCCAGCUCCUGGCCUUCUGUUUUCCCCACAGCCUGUGGGGGCUCUGUGCCUCUGAUCUUCAUACCCUUCAGCUUCACAUUCCCCCGGGUUUUGUCCAUAACACCCUGCCUUAUGUUCCACGCAGCGUAUCUUCCUUUUGGAAGCGGGCUGGCGGCUCACCGCCUGCAUUAUUGCAAAUUCUCUUCUCUUCCCAUCCCAUCUUGCAGUCAUGCUUCUUUUACUGGUUUUCCAUUUUUUAAAAAAGUGUUGUUUUUUUAAAAGUACACUGGAAAUAAAAGAACUAACUACCCACCACGUGGAGCAGAGGGUGUUUCAUGUACGCCUUUGUACACGAUGCGUGUUAGAAGAGGCGGCACACUUACAAAAGUAUCCUGGAACUUUCUGUUUUCCUGUCUAUCUCAAAAUCUGAGAGUGUUUUGAUCUUUAAAGCUGUUGUCCGUCACAGUAUCAGGGUUUUAUAUCUGCUUUAGAAACGUAUCUCAGACUCCCCCCGUGUUCCCAGGGCGUAGAAAGAGGUGAGGGUGGAGGUCUGAGGUACAUCCGUGGCCCCUUUUGCUAUGUUUUAGAGGCUUAACUUGAGGCUUUGGAUCUUUGAUAUGCAAAGAGGCUGUGUUGAUUUCUCCCCUUCUUGAUCUCUGUUUCACGUCUGUUUUUCGCCACUCUGCUUGUGCCGCAACUCCCUGCUGGUUCUGGAUUUCACCCUAGCAAAAGGGUUUGCGUUGUUCUGUGGCCUGUUUCGUUCAUUUCACCCCCCUGAAGACCACCUGCUCUGUGCCACAUCUUUCCCCUGUGUCUCUGGAGUUACUGGAUCUGUAUUGUGUAUCCAAUAUUUUCCUGACUCACUUGAUGCUCUGUCUGCCUACCCCCUGCUCCAAUCCGUUGGACUUUCCUGUCCUUCUGUGUGUAUGUGUGUGGUUCCCCCCUUUUAUUUUUGCUGUGCCAAAUGCAAGAUGACUUAUGGAACUUUAUUUAAGGAAUAAACUACAUUUGAACUCA